GCCGAGUGUUGAUUUUCUGCAUCCCAAUCCACAAUUGAUCCAUUCCCCAUUGACACCAGUAACCUAAUAUCAACCAUGGCCCCUGAGAACAUGAAGCAGUGGACCGUGAAGGGCAAGGCCAACGGCUUUGAUGAGCUUGCCUACGAUGAUGCGCUAGUCCCCAAGGUUGGCGAUAACGAUGUGUUGGUGAAGUUCCACGCCGCCUCGCUCAACUAUCGCGACCUUAUCAUCCCAAAGGGCGUGUACCCCUUCGCCCUCAACUUUCCUGUUGUGCCGGGCUCGGAUGGAGCCGGUGAGGUCGUUGAAGUGGGUCCCAAGGUGUCUCAAUUCAGCAAAGGAGACAAAGUGAUCACCUUGUUCAACCAGCUGCACCAGUACGGUCCUAUUGAUCCAAGGGCUGCCGGAUCUGGCCUGGGUGGUGUUAUUGAUGGUACUUUGCGUCAGUACGGCGUCUUCAACGAGAAUGGCCUGGUGAAAAGCCCGAAGAACCUCACCCACCUUGAGGCCAGCACGCUCUCGUGUGCCGCUCUCACCAGCUGGAACGCCUUGUAUGGCCUGAAGCCUCUCCAGCCGGGACAGACUGUUCUGGUGCAGGGAACUGGCGGCGUUAGCUUGUUCGCACUGCAGUUCGCUAAAGCUGCCGGAGCGACUGUCAUCGCUACCACCUCCUCUGAAGAAAAGUCGGAGAAGUUGAAGGAGCUUGGCGCAGACCACGUUAUCAACUACAAGUCCGAUCCCAAUUGGGGCGAGACUGCUCGCAAGCUCACCCCCGACAAUGUUGGUGUGGACCACAUCGUCGAGGUUGGCGGCAGCGGAACUCUUAACCAGAGCUUCAAGUGUAUCAAGCUCGAGGGUGUCAUUAGCAUUAUUGGUUUCCUCGGCGGUGUCGACCCCAAGUCCCAGCCGAGCAUUCUCGACACCCUCAGCAACAUCUGUACCGUUCGGGGUGUUUACGUUGGAAGCAAGGAAUUACUGAAUAACAUGGUGAAGGCUAUCGAGGCUAACGAUAUUCAUCCUGUUGUGGAUCCUAAGGUCUUCAGCUUUGAGAAGGCUAAGGAUGCUUAUGAAUACAUGUGGGCCCAGAAGCACUUCGGAAAGCUGGCGAUCAAGAUCGAUUAAACGCUCUUUGAAGCUCAAAUACCUAAUGUAAUGAAUAUGACUGAUCAAUGACUUUUAUAGAGAAUGAACAUUUGAUGAGCAUAAUACAGAUGAUUUCCAGGCUAGUACUUCAAUUAACUGACUUAGAGCU
Messenger RNA from Aspergillus pseudonomiae, 1249 nucleotides. RefSeq names its product zinc-dependent alcohol dehydrogenase family protein. The transcript is spliced from 4 exons. NCBI's taxonomy places the organism in Eukaryota, Fungi, Ascomycota, Eurotiomycetes, Eurotiales, Aspergillaceae. The record is from RefSeq and is a predicted model, not a curated record. Bases 76 to 1119 code for a protein of 347 amino acids. Gene Ontology annotation, molecular function: oxidoreductase activity.